AUGUGGGUAGAAGAGGGUAACAGCAGGUACUGCUAUUUUAAGGCGAAAGGGAAAUUAGCAAAGCAGAUGACGGAGGCCGAUGAGAGGCGAGUCGUCGAAAAUAACGAAACAGCGACCCGCAUUUUCCCGGCGCAUUGGGGCAAAGAAGCAGUCCUCGAGAACAUGGUGCUGAAAGCAACGCAGCGGAUAGACUCUGCCAAGGACAAGGUCCCCACACAAAUUUCAUCUGUGGAGGCUGUAGGGCGCUGCUAUCCUGCGAAGCGUGAUCCAGCCGCACGGCACAAAUUUGAGGCGCGUAUCAAUGAAUUGGAGCUGGAGGUCAGGGCCGAGCGGGAAUGGCGCAAUCGAUUGGAGUCCGAGGUCCACACGCUGAGGGAAACAGCUUCACGGGGGGGCCAGUCCUGGAACUUCCUCAGUGUGGAGUUUACUGCAGGCGUCCUCAAAGGAUUAUCUAAAAACUUUGACACAUCCAAGGUUCCCAUGGUGGGCAGCUCUAGCGGCGCGUUGGUGACAGCAUUGGCCGCAUGUGGUGUGCAUCCCGAGCACGCCGCUGAGGAGCUGGAGCGCCUGCUCAGCUGCGAAUCCAUCCUCAAACGCCGCUUGGGGCUGUUUGGUAUUUUGGUCCUACCUCCUAUGUGUUUUCACCGGUUUUGGGCUGCAAACCCCCAAGGCGCCGUCACGCGAACGUGGCUGGACAACUGCCUGCCUAACGAUGCAGGAGAGCUGCUCUCCCGGCGCUCCACCGUACUGGUGACCCAGCUGCCGCUGCUGACCACCACCCACAUCACCAACUUCGAGUCCAAACAGGACGUGGUUGAUGUCGUGAUGGCCUCAGCACACCUGCCGCUACUGCUAGACGGAAACUGGUAUGCAGUGUGCCGCCAGCGCCCAGUGAUUGACGGGGGGUUCUGGUGGUGGUGGCAUCGUUGCGACAAGCCGUACAGAGGGGUCUCUAGCGGCCGUACAGAGCCACUGCCGCCGCUGGCGCAGGAGCAGACCUCCGCCAGCGGCAGCGACGGCGGCGCAGUACUAGUCCCUGCGACCAAUUGCUACAGCUUCAAUUGCUACAGCCCCGACGGCCUCUCCGGCGGCAGAGCUCAGAACUACGAUGCAACGUACUGCGCCGACGAGUCGUUGUACGGCAAGACCAGCGUUUCAGGGACGCAAGCAACCCAUGCUCUCCCUGAUGGACAGCAGCAGCGUCAACAGCUUGGCUGGGUUCAGUGGUACGGCAUGAGCAGGCGGCAACCUGAUGGCGUUUUCGCGGCCACGGCGGCGCGGCCCGGCGGCGUUCCAAAAGCGGCGGCGGCGGCGGCUGCUGCGGCCGCACCGCCGCCACCGUCUUUGGCGACGGCGGCGGCGCCAGGGCACGGGACGGACCUCUGUCGAGGUUUUGUACGGCAGCUCAAUGUGUCCGCCGCGGCGGCGACAAGGUUGGUGGGAAAAACUGUUCUCAUCCAGCCCUCGGACGACGAUGCACUGGCGGCGGGCUGGCGGCGCUAUCGCCGAUGGCGUCCUGAUGACCUGUCGGCGGCUUGGGAGAUGAUGCGUCAUGGUGAGGUGUACGGCAGCGGAGCGCUGCUGCGGCGGUUGGAGGAAACGACCUGA
This is a messenger RNA of Volvox carteri f. nagariensis, 1608 nucleotides long. RefSeq lists its product as uncharacterized. Gene Ontology annotation, cellular component: cytoplasm; lipid droplet; membrane. Gene Ontology annotation, molecular function: triacylglycerol lipase activity. The record is from RefSeq and is a predicted model, not a curated record. The transcript is spliced from 8 exons. Gene Ontology annotation, biological process: lipid homeostasis; triglyceride catabolic process. NCBI's taxonomy places the organism in Eukaryota, Viridiplantae, Chlorophyta, Chlorophyceae, Chlamydomonadales, Volvocaceae. The coding region runs from base 1 to 1608 and encodes 535 amino acids.